AUGGCCGACAUCAACAAUGCGACUCUGUCGGCACACUUGCACCCGGGCGCAGAGGACCAGCUUUCAGUCACGAGCGUCUUCUCCAUCCGCCCCGACCCCGACACUAUCACUAAGCUCGUCGGGCGCGUGCGUGCCAUGGCCACUCGCCUUCUCCCCGUCGAAGUUGAGCUGGAUGUGAUCACCGACGCCACUGGCCCAGUCAUUACCCCCGAGGUCGUCAACGCUUUCCGUAAGGCUGGCGGUGACUUUGAAGAGGCGGUCCCGUUCUGUCUGCUCCGUGCACGCCACCUCUUUAUUCGCGAAGGCAUGGCCAACCCGACCGACUAUGAAGAGACGCUCUGUCGUGCCACGGCCUGUGAGGUCAUCGCUCGUCGCAUGGUCCGCAUUUUCCCUCAUGAAAGCCUUCGCAGCGUCAUGAGUGCCCGUUUCCGGUACCGUGACAGCGAUGGCGAUGUGUCGGCCGCGAGCUGUGCACUCGAAAUGGCCAUUGACGGUCACUGCACCAUCUUCCUCUCGUCCAACGAAACCCAGGAAGUCGUCAACGCACUCUGGUCUGGCCGUUGGGUGCAGGAAAACAACGAAGACCAGGACAUUGACUACGUCGAGUACCACCGCUCCCCCGACCGUGCUGGUUCGUUCUGGGACCACCUGGACCCCCUCCGUCUCUCCGUCCCGCGUUACCAAUCGUUGCUCCGUGUUAUCAUCUGGCUCGUUUACCUCUUCGUUUACUCGCAAUCGGUCAAGAGUCCUCUUGAUGCUAUCAACCGUAGCGAGUUUGAUGGUUGGGAGAUUGCGCUCUACAUCAUGACGUUUGCCUUCUUCAUUGAGGAGAGUGUCAAGUUCUUCAAGAACUUGCGCCUUGCCAACAACCCCCUCAAUGCCAUCAGUUUCUGGGUUGUAGUCAACUUCCUUAUCGACGCCCUGCUUCUCACUGCGCUGUCCCUCCGUGUCGCCGGUAUGCGCCUCGACCUUGACGACGACGCAAAGGCCAACCUCAUGAAACGCUCGUUCCAGGUCCUGUCCUGUGCUGCGCCUCUUAUCUGGAUGAAGCUGUUCACCGUGUUUGAGGCAUACAAGACUGUGGGAGUCCUUGAAGUAGUCGUCUUCCGCAUGCUGCGCGAAUCGGUCAUCUUCUUCAUCCUGCUGGGUGUCCUCGGUCUUGGCUUUGCCCAAUCGAUGUACGCUCUUGACGCUGCAGAUGGCGAAAUCAACGAGUUUAUGCGAGGCUUCACCUUCUCCGACGACCCCGACAACCCGGGGCAGGGAAGCACCACUAUCCUGCUCAACAACCUUGUCCAGGCCUUGCUCGGCUCGCCCGAGUUUGGCAUCUUCGAGUUUGACUCUGAACGCUUUGGAUAUCCUUUCGGUCUCAUCAUCUACUACUCGUGGAACUUCUUCACUACCAUUAUCCUGGUCAACGUCCUGAUUGCCCUCUUUGGCUCGGCGUACCAGGAGAUUUCCGAUAACGCUACCGACGAGUACCUGGCGUUCUUUGCUGGAAAGACUAUCGACAUGAUUCGCGCGCCCGACCAGUUUGUCUAUGUGGCACCUUUCAACCUCAUUGAAAUCGUGUUCAUCGUCCCCCUCGAAUUCAUCCUCCCGACCAAGGACUAUGCCAAGCUCAACCGCGUCGUCAUGUCGGUCAUCUUCUUUGUGCCCCUCGUCUGCAUCGCCAUCUGGGAGGCCGGCGUCGUCCACGCGCGCCGCGGCGUGCUGUACGACUACUUUGCUACGCCGAUCCCCGAAGACGACGAAGACCCCAAGGUUAUUGACCCCGAGACCACCGACCCGGCGGGCGUGAUCUCAAAGGUCCCCUUUGACGAGCUUGUCCAGGCCUUCCCCAACACUUCGGUUACGGAGAGUACUGUCAUUCUUCGCGAAAUUCACAAGAUGCGCGAGGCGCUUGACAGCCUCGAGAAGAAGAUUACUCGUUGA
Apiotrichum porosum is the source of this 1935-nucleotide messenger RNA. RefSeq lists its product as uncharacterized. Lineage: Eukaryota; Fungi; Basidiomycota; Tremellomycetes; Trichosporonales; Trichosporonaceae. The transcript is spliced from 8 exons. Bases 1 to 1935 code for a protein of 644 amino acids. Gene Ontology annotation, biological process: monoatomic ion transport; transmembrane transport. The record is from RefSeq and is a predicted model, not a curated record. Gene Ontology annotation, cellular component: membrane. Gene Ontology annotation, molecular function: monoatomic ion channel activity.